Messenger RNA from Paramormyrops kingsleyae, 1266 nucleotides. The record is from RefSeq and is a predicted model, not a curated record. Lineage: Eukaryota; Metazoa; Chordata; Actinopteri; Osteoglossiformes; Mormyridae.
UGCCUGUUUUCAUCAAUUGUUUUGUUUGUCUUCCAGACGAUGGCAGCACCCCAGAAAUUCAUGCUGCGUGUUUACAUUGCCACAGAUAUUGCAGUGAAAGUAACUUUGACUGGACGACCAGAAUCAGUGGAUGAUCUAAUUGCCAUACUGCGAGAGAAAGUCAAACCAAGACUGGAUUUUGAGUUUACCCUGCAGUAUGAGGAUGCAGAUUUUAAUGGACAACUGAGCUGUCUGAUUGAUAUUCAAGAGUUACCAGAGAAGGGAACACUCAAAGUUGUUAGAUCAGAAUUUGCUACCAGCUCACUUCCAAGUUCUGAUACAGAAAUCCUUCCUCGUGUGCCUGUAAGCGAGCGUCGGAAGACCUGGCCUGACAUUUUUCCUGUGCCUACUUUUUCCUAUGAAGUCGAGCAUGUGCUAGAAGAGGGAAAUAUUGCCUAUGACAGAUCUGGAAAGACACUGAAAUUAUCCAGGGCCCAAAAGCACAACAUCCUAGAGAGCAUGGCAUCAGUAAUCCAUGGUUUCAAACCUUACCCAAGUGACAGGGAUGUGGGUAUGGCAGCAGAGGCUCUUGUUAAAGCUCAUCCAUCCCUUAAAGAACCUGGAAGUGAAAAUGGAUGGUAUGGAUGGAAGAUAAGCCUUAAAUUCAAAAUGGGCAAUUACCGUACCAAGCUAGCCAGAUCUGGAUGUCUGGAGGUGUCAGUCAACACAGACAGAAGAAGUAAGAACAAUCCUGACAAAGACCCUCCCCACUCCAACAUAAAACGAGCAAGACGAGCAGAAGUGAACUUCCUUCCAAAUUUUCCAAAGGGACAAAACCAGGCCAGUUUGGAAGAAAUGAGACUAGACAUUCUACACGAAGUUGAGAAGAGUGAGAAAAACCUGUUGUUGAUAGAUAAACUUAUGCAGGUGACAUUUUCCCUUCGUCGCCAGGAGAUUGUACAGGAAAACCCAAUGUUGAAGAACUUCCUGGUGAAAUGGCCAGCACUUCAGAUUGAGUCGCAGGUUUGUGCAGAGUUUCAUCGCAUCACAAACACCAAUCUUCGAAACCAGUUCUAUGCCGAAUUGGACAGGCAUACGCCACAACUAUUUGCCUUGUACAGGCAAAAAGCGUCACAUACUGGCAAGGUCUCGGAGGUGCUGCGUGACAUCCUCAGGAUUUAUGAUCGUGAGGAUAUGCAUGAUAUCAACAUAAAGCGCACUGUAGUUCUUCGUGCCCUAGCAGUAUAUUUACGUGAAGAUGACCCACAGUUUUUUAAGACAUGGAAU